CGGUCUGACCCUCCAUCGCAGACCGGAAGUCAUCCCUCCGGAAAAUCCUGUCGUUUGUCUCCUGAAGCCGCAGUUUGUCAGAAAAACAAAACCCGGCUUUACAUUUACUGAGACCAGAACCCACACGGACCGGAGCAAUGACCCAGGAGAACAUCUUCCUGUUCGUCCCGAACCUCAUCGGUUAUGCCCGGGUGCUGCUGGCGCUGCUGUCCUUCUACCUGCUGCCCUGUUGCCCAUGGCCCGCCGUCUUCUGCUACCUGCUCAGUGCCCUGUUGGAUGCCUUCGAUGGACAUGCCGCCAGGGCGCUCAACCAGUCCACUAAGUUCGGAGCGAUGAUGGACAUGCUGACGGACCGCUGUGCCACCAUGUGUCUGCUGGUCAACCUGUCUCUGCUUUACCCAUCAUGCACCUUCCUGUUCCAGAUCAGCAUGUGCCUGGACAUCGCCAGCCACUGGCUGCAUCUGCACAGUUCUACAAUAAAAGGAUCAUCGAGCCAUAAAACCAUCGACCUGUCGGGGAACCCCAUCCUCCGGAUCUACUACACGUCCAAGCCGGUGUUGUUCGUCAUGUGCGCAGGAAACGAGCUGUUCUUCUGUUUGCUCUAUGUCCUGCACCACGUCCAGGAACCCGCAGCCUGGUUCUACUGGCUGCUCGGACUCUGCGGAACCAUCUGCUUCUUGAAGUCCGGCAUCAGCCUAGUGCAUCUCGUCACCGCCUCACAGAACAUGGCCGCCCUGGAUGCCGCCGAGCGAGAGACGAACAGGAAGAGGCAGUGAGAGAGACACCGUUGCCACGGAAACAACAGGAGUAUGACCAAAUUCCACGACAUUCAAACUCCGAAAAAAAGACGAGGUCCAGAGUCUCUAAAUUUCCUGAUGUGUGACAGUUUUUAUGUCAGAUCUGCUGUGAUUGGACGGAACGACGGUGUGCGACGAGCAAAAACAAUCUGAGUCAAUUAUAUGAAAUCUACACGAA
This is a messenger RNA of Sphaeramia orbicularis (orbiculate cardinalfish), 975 nucleotides long. Its product is annotated as CDP-diacylglycerol--inositol 3-phosphatidyltransferase-like. Gene Ontology annotation, biological process: phosphatidylinositol biosynthetic process. Gene Ontology annotation, molecular function: CDP-diacylglycerol-inositol 3-phosphatidyltransferase activity. Lineage: Eukaryota; Metazoa; Chordata; Actinopteri; Kurtiformes; Apogonidae. Gene Ontology annotation, cellular component: membrane; Golgi apparatus. The record is from RefSeq and is a predicted model, not a curated record. The coding region runs from base 138 to 776 and encodes 212 amino acids. The transcript is spliced from 6 exons.